CAAUAAUAAUACACCAUACCACCACUCUUGUUGUACAUUGUGCGCGUCGGUUCUUAUUUUUCACAUGAAAAUUUCAGUGUUACCUCAGCUUCUAACCAGUCAACAUCACAAUUUAUUAUUAUCAUUAAUUUGUGUUAUUUUGCCAAGUCAAGGACUCAAUUUAAUUCAGUGUUCUUCAUUAAACGCACAAGUGCUUCCCUUUUCAUUUAAAUAAUAAUAUAUAUAUUAUUUCAUUAACAAUGGCUGAUGUUGAAACAAAAGAAACCACCAAAGUCGCCUCUCCAGAAAAGAAGGUCGUCGAAGAGGUUGUUGAAAAAAAAUCACCAGAAAAAAAAAUUGUUGUAGAAAAAGAAGUUGAGGAAGUUGAUGAAGAUUCAAAAGCAUCAGAAAAUGGUGAAGCUGUUGUUGAAGAAAAAGAAGAAUCAAAAGAAAAUGGUGAUUCUAAAAAAGAUGAUGCUGUUGUUGAAGAAAAAGAAUCAACAGAAAAUGGAAAAACAACUGUAGAUGCACCAGCAGUCAAUGAUGUUUGUUCGAUAAAAAGAAAAUCAACAUCAGCAACAAUUGAAGCAGCAGCUGAUGCUGUUGAUGGUGCUGUAUGCGAAAAGAAAGCUAAACUUGAAACCAAGCCAAUUGCUGAAGCUGCCGAGAGCAACGGUGAAGAAAAAACCGCGGCCUAAUAUAUUCCCAUAUAUAUAUAUCUAUCAUUUAACUAAAACAUAAAAAAAAAAAAAAUACAAAAAAAUGAAAAAAAAAAUAAAAAACUAAAAUUAAAAGAUAAAUAUAUAUAUAUAAAAUUAAAGAAGAAAAAAAAAUUAAUAAAACCACCCUUACAAGUUUAGUACAUUGACGAUUUAUUCGCCAAUUUUCGCGUUAAGUCAAAUUUAAAAUUAAAUGAGAGCAUUUUUUUUUGUUUUUUGUUUUUGACGUUUCAUUGGAGAAAACGAGGAAAAAGACUGUUGAAAAUAUUGUCAUUAUUAUAUACGAUUUUGCAACUUUUUUUUAUUUUCAAUAUCUGAUAAAUUAUUUCUUCAAAUUUGUACUUAAAAAAAAAAAUUAAAAAAUUAAUUAUUUCUUUCUUUUUUAUACGACAAAAAUAAAUGACCAAUUUUCAUCGUUUUCACCAAUGAACUAAACACACACACACAAUCCGUUACAUUGUUACAAUAAUAAGCUAGACGUGGAUUAAAAUAAAAAUUUAUUAAAUAAAUAAUACUUAUAUUUGUAAUAAUUUUUAAAUUGUCGAUGUGGUGCUGUGAGGGGGUUUAACUUGAAACAACUUUGAACAUAAUUUAGUCGAAUCACGUUUACUUUUUUUUUUUUUUUUUUUUCAUAUAUAUAUUUUCAUUUCCAUUCAGCAUCGAUAAUUGAUAAUAAAAAAAUAAAAUUAUAAAAAAAAAAAUUAAAAUUGAAUCUUUUUUUUUAUGAGAUCUUGGACAUUCCUGUAUUUAAUUAAUAUUUUCUAAUUUUUGUUGAUAAGAAAAUGUGCACAACCGACA
Aphidius gifuensis is the source of this 1496-nucleotide messenger RNA. RefSeq names its product translation initiation factor IF-2-like. The record is from RefSeq and is a predicted model, not a curated record. Lineage: Eukaryota; Metazoa; Arthropoda; Insecta; Hymenoptera; Braconidae. The coding region runs from base 240 to 677 and encodes 145 amino acids. The transcript has 3 exons.